UAUUUUAUUCAACUGGAAAUUUCGGUGGUUCAACAAAAAUAUUUACAUGUGAUCGUUGCUGUCAGUGAUAAUUAAAUAAUAAAAAAUGUCUUCAGACGAAGAAAAUGAUGAAAUUCAAGAUCUCGAGAAGAUUAGAGAUAAAAUUUUAACAAUGCAUCAAAGUGAAAGAAUGCAAGUAAGCGCCUGGGAUGAUGACAACACUGGAGUUGAAUCCCAGCGAAAUCCUGAAGAUCCUGACUCCAGAGCAAUUCUGAAGGCUGCAGAAAAAGGCAACAGUGAACGAGUAGCAAAACUUUUAGAAAAAAAUCCAACGUUGGUCCAUGCCACUGAUAAGGAUGGCUACACUCCACUUCACAGAGCCUGCUACGGAAACCACACGUCCAUUAUUGAGUAUUUGCUGUUGAAAGGAGCUAAGAUUGACGCUAAAACUAUUGACGGAUGGGAGCCUUUGCACUCAGCAUGCCACUGGAACAACGUCGAGAGUAUUGCAAUUCUGGUUGCUAACGGAGCCAAUAUAAAUGCUGUGAGCAAUGGUGGCCAGACUCCACUGCACCUGGUCUGUGCCAGUUCCCACAAUUCUCCAGCUCUUCAGCUUUUGCUUCUCCAUCCAGACACCAAACCCGAGUUAGUUAAUUCCAGUGGUGAUACGCCGCAAAUGAUAGCAACUAGAACAGGAAAAUACUAUCCGAUGUUUGAAAUAAUUGAACCAUGUUUACGUGAAAUUUAAUAUAAAUUUUAAUAAUUAUAUUUUUUAUACAUUAUAAGGCCUUGUUUAUAAAGAAUACAUACUCAUUUUUAAGUUACUUGUUCAUCGUUACUUUGGUUUAACGUAUUGUCGUAAUAAUGCAAUAUGAAAAAUAUUAUAAAUGAUAAGUUUCAUAAAAGUAGAGUAUAAAAAUACAUAUUUCAAAUAUAUAAAUAUAAACAUAAUACUACAAUACAUCAUAACAUAUGUAUAUAAUAUAUAAUUCAUUAAUAUUAUGGCAAUUUCGAGUGAAUGAUAAUUAUUUUCAGUAUAUCACAUUUUCCAUUAAAUCUAAAUAUUUUAGCACUCAAAAAAUUUACAAUUGAGUAAUUUAAUAAUUAAUUAGAGCCUCUGAUUGCUGGACAAUAAUCGUGGCUGGUUAUCAGCUCUGGUAAUUUAAAGCGAAGUUAAAUUUACAAAUUUCGGCGUGCCGCUGUUUAGUCGUCUUAGGCCUUCCCAUAUUAAAACUGUUGAAUUUUCAGUCGCUGCAUAAAGAUGAUGUUGAUCGUAUGCCCAUGCUAUUGCUAUGAUAGCCCCGCAAUCUGUUCCGCCGUUUACUAUUUCGCGAAUUAGCCUCAAGUCCCAGCUGCUCCACAAUCUGAUAAAUAAAUGAAUAAUUAAUUUUUAUUAAUAUGUAUACAUAAAAUACUCUGAUAUUUUAUAACAAAAUUAUUACCGAAUCACUCCAUUAUCAAGUCCAGUGGCUAUUACGUUUACAGAAACACCUUCUGGUGCAUUGCUGUAACACAAUGCAGUGAUCCUCCUUCUAGACAAAACUGAACCGACAGAUUUAGCAUUUAUUGUAAAUACUUUUAGCUGAGACUGAUGGUCAAAAUUAUUUUCAUUGGCUGAAGAUGUUGGUGACGUGAAUUGUCUUUUCGGCGCCACUAGUUGACAAACAACAGCGAUAUCUCCAAGAGUAUCACUUAUAGAAAUAUUAUUUAUCGUAUAUAUGUCAUGGCAUACUAUAGAUCUCACAUAUGACAAACUGUAAAUAAAUUUAAAUUAAAACU
Messenger RNA from Microplitis mediator, 1758 nucleotides. Its product is annotated as ankyrin repeat domain-containing protein 49-like. The record is from RefSeq and is a predicted model, not a curated record. Lineage: Eukaryota; Metazoa; Arthropoda; Insecta; Hymenoptera; Braconidae. Bases 86 to 727 code for a protein of 213 amino acids. Gene Ontology annotation, molecular function: protein binding. The transcript has 3 exons.